AUGGCCACCGUCGAACAAUCACCUCCCGAUAACCCUCAUGGAGCUUCUCCGGAGACCUCGUUCCGGACCAUUGCAGACCCAAGGACAGCAAGCACAACAGAUCUCUCGAGACCAGAUUCUGCGUCCUCAAAACACCCCGAUCUCAACAGCGAAGUAGCCGCGCUAAGCGACAAAUUGAUAAGUGCCAUCAACCACCAAACCAAGUUAGACGACACUCUGGCGCAGACAAGACAAGAACUGGAAGCGUCGAGGACGAGGAUUCUCGAACUAGAAGCGGAAGCGAGAGCAUAUGAAGAGAAGCUGAGAGACACUGUGGAUGAGCGGAAUAGCAAAUUGUUUGCCGAGUUAGCAGAGGAGAAGAAACAGAAAGCAAUCAUUCAACAAGAGAAGCGUGGGAUCGAAUCUGAAUUGGAGACCCUAACGGCAUCGCUUUUUGAUGAAGCCAACAAAAUGGUCGCCUCCGCAAACCGGGACAGGGAAGUCAUUGAGAAGAAGAACCAGCAACUUCGAGAUCAGAUCAAGGACGGGGAGGCGCUGAUUGCAUCGCAGAGCGAGCAACUUACCGAGCUCAAAACCCUGAUGCAACAGAUUGGGUCAAGCCCAGACUAUCGAAGAGAGCUAGACUCACCGAGAGUAUCUUUGGCACCCUCAAGUCCCGCAGCAGCAAAAGAUGAGGGCAGCCUCGCCCGCCUGCUCGAGGCAAUGAAUCUCUCACCCGUCAGCGCAGAGGGAGAAGUACAGCCGAGUCCAUCAACAACGCUGACGCACCUAGUCAAGCCACUGUGUCGAAUAGAUAUACCGGCAUACGAAGACUUCCGGAGCCUCGUUCAGACGGCUCAUUAUCGAUCUCAUAAUCCUUCUCAUGCCCCCUCCCGGGCAGGUUCUGGCUCUUACGGCGGCCUUAAUGUCAUGGGUCUUGGUUCGCUAAGUAAUACUUCGAAUCCAAAUCUCACCCAGCUUCCCCAGUCGGCAACUUCAAAAUUAGCAAAUUCUCCAAACAUCCCAGGGUCAUUUAGUCCGAAUCCAGACGGAAAGGGUCCAACGGCCUUGAAGGAUACCAAGUUCUACAAGCGUAUAUUGGUCGAGGAUAUAGAGCCUACUCUGCGCCUUGACCUUUCACCCACACUGUCAUGGCUAAACCGACGGAGUAUACUCUCAGCACUUGGCGAGUCGACUUUGAUCGUUGAGCCUAUACCAGAAUCUUCCGUUCGGCUGUACGGGCGGUACACUCCCUGCGCCAUAUGCGGAGAAAGUCGAAAGGAAGGCCAGAAUCCUCGAACGCAUGCGAUGCGAGUACAUGAAGGUGAGGGAGCGACGAAGUGGUCCAUAUGCAUGCUCUGCCUCGAAAAAGUCCGUGGCGUUGGUGACCUAGUAGCGUAUCUGCGCAUGGUGCGGGAAGGCGUAGUCAAAGUCGGUGAUAAGAAGGACGAGGAAGAUGCAUGGGAAGAGCUGGUGAGAUUGAGAGAGCGGCUUUUCUGGGCUAGAAUGGCCGGUGGUGUUGUCCCUGCGUUUCUACCCACGCCGAAACAAACGCCUAUCGAUGAUGGUCAGAUAGCAGAGGCUAUGGGUGAAGGAAGCGAGAGGAGGAGUGAAGAAAGCGUCAAGAAACCAGAUAUCAUCACUCCACCUCUGCAAUUGGCCCCGGAUCAUGAAGACAGUUCCCAACAGACGGCUUCCGAUCAAGAGGGCUUCGAUGGGAGUUUGACAACAUUCGAUAACGUCAAGGACAAUAGGAUAGAAGUGCACCGAGGGCGCUCGAAAUCGCCGCCCUCCACGCCCUCGCCUUCCCGUCCACCUGUCAAAAGGGACACUUCGAGCGGAAGUGGGAUCAGCUUUCCCAGGAUUAACAUUCCCAAGUUGCCGUCGGGAUUUUGGGAAGCACAGGUCAAUACUUUGCACUAG
This is a messenger RNA of Exophiala spinifera, 1902 nucleotides long. RefSeq lists its product as uncharacterized. The transcript has a single exon. Gene Ontology annotation, cellular component: cell tip; Golgi to plasma membrane transport vesicle. Gene Ontology annotation, molecular function: guanyl-nucleotide exchange factor activity. The coding region runs from base 1 to 1902 and encodes 633 amino acids. Gene Ontology annotation, biological process: exocytosis. The record is from RefSeq and is a predicted model, not a curated record. NCBI's taxonomy places the organism in Eukaryota, Fungi, Ascomycota, Eurotiomycetes, Chaetothyriales, Herpotrichiellaceae.